AGUAAUGAGUAAGGGUGUGUCUUUUACGCGCAGAGUGAACAGCAUUCUACAGUUCCCGCAGUAUAGCCCAGCUGGAGUUUCUCACUGGCACUGAAAGUUACCGUAUUUUUUUUGGAUUUGUGUUCUCGCUCUAAGUUUUCCCAUUCAAAAUCAUAAGAAUCACACGGUUAUUCUCCAAACUUUAAACUGGGACGCUCACAAGAGGACAAGGAGUAGCCACCCAAGAACAAGUUUAUUUAUGUUUUGUUUAUUUUGUUGUUACUGGACUCCGCAUUUAUUUUCUCCACGCGUCGAUUGGGAGAAGAGCAAAAGGAUUAUCGGUUCCUGUGCUGGGUUUUGAAGUUUGUCGUGUCGCCAUGGGGGAUGUGAUUUCCACUCACCUGGAUGAAACCAAGCGGGAGAUGAUUACAGCUCGGACGGGCGAGGUGAUGGGCGAGUUCGGCCGUCUGUAUGAGCAGCAGUACGCUCUGGCCCUCGUCAACAGCCUGCGCUUCGAGAUCGAGGCAAACGAGGGGCCGCAGCUGCUGCACCGAAAAGUGCCCCUGAAGGACAAGUCCAUCUUCUCAGGGGCCCUCUUCCAGUACCUGGAAGAGAACAAGAAGUGGCGUAACCGCUUCUUCUUUGUCCCGGACACCUACCAGAUCCAGUACUUUGACAACAAGAUGGCUUAUGAGAGGGGUCUGCACCCUAAAGCAACGAUCAACUGUGCUGGGUACAGAGUGCUCACCUCCAUGGACCAGUACAUGGAACUGCUGAGCAACAGCCUGCCAGGUGUGAAUGCCAAGGCCAGCAGCUCUCCGUUCCUCAAGUGUGCAAAGCAGUUUACCCUGAUCCUCUGGCACCCCUACGCACGCCACUUCUACUUCUGCGUCACCUCAGAGAAGGAGCAGGAGAAAUGGCACGCCGUCUUCCAGGACUGUGUCCGACACACCAAUGACGGCUUGUCUGAGGAGUGCAAGGUGCAGACGCCAGCUUUCACCGACGCAGUGAGGCUCUACCGACAGGCGCAUGGGCAGUACGGCACAUGGGACAUGAUGUGUGGUAUGCCCCCGCAGAUCCUGGCCAACCUGGUGAUGGAGACUCUGCUCCCGGAGCUGAGGGGCCUGAUCGCCCCGCGGCUGAAGGGGAAGUUGCAGGACAGGCAGAGGAACUGGAUGCUGAUCUCAGAUGCGGUGUACGGGCUGGUUCAGGGGCAGACUGAGGCACAGUACGAGGCCAUUGUGCAAAGGUGCGAGGCAGGGCGCCCCCCUCUGGAAACCUCCAUACGUACAGACAUGGACCAGAUCAUCACCUCCAAAGAGCAUGUCACCAACAAGAUGCGUGCGCUGGUCCUGCCCAAGGCAGAGGAGCUCCUGAAGGACAGCGUGCGGCCCUUCAUCAGCUCCAUCCUGGAGGCGCUCAUGGAGCCCACCAGCCGUGGCUUCUCCGAGGUCCGCGACGUCUUCUUCCGCGAGCUGGUGGACAUGAGCAAGAACUCCCUUAACGACGGCAGCAAGGAGAAGCUGGGAGAGCACAUGGAGAAGAUCUCCAUGUUGGCGUUCCACCCGGUGAAGAUGCAGAGCUGCUACGAGAAGGUGGAGCAGCUUCAGCUGGAGGGCCUGCAGCAGCGCUUCGACGUGUCCAGCCCGUCCGUCUUCGUCCAGAGAGCGCAGAUCCUCAUGAGAGAGCAAAUGGAUGAUGCGGUGUACACCUUCGAAAAGAUCCUACACCAGAGCCUGGAGGACCAGGGGAGCAGUGAACUGUGCAAGACCAUUCAGCGCUGCCAGGACAGGGUCAUCAAGAAAUACGACUACGACAGCAGUACGGUGCGCAAGAAGUUCUUCCGAGAAGCCCUGCUCCAGAUCCUCAUCCCGUACAUGCUGAAACAGCUGUCUCCAGACUGUGCAGCGGAUCUACCUCAGUUCGAGGAGCUGAUCUUUGAGGACUUCUCCCGCUACAUCCUGGUGGAGAACGUGUUCGAGGAGGUGGUGCUGCAGUCUGUCAUGAAGGACAUCAUGUUGGCUGUGAAAGAGGCUGCAGUCCAGCGCAGACACAACCUGUACCGCGACAGCAUCGUCCUGACCAACAGCGACCCCAACCUGCACCUGCUGGGAGAGAAGUCCCCCAUCGACUGGGCCGGGCAGUACGGGGGUGAGGGGAAGGAGGAGGAGGAGGAGGAGGGGGAGGAGGAAGGAAACGCAGAAGGGGCCACGACCCAGAAGAGGCGCAGGGUGAAACAGGUGGUGUCCAUGAUCCAGAUCGAUGGGGCGCCUUUCCUGCCCUAUGAGUCCUGCUUGGAGGUGCCGGGAGUGGACGGCAUCCCGGAGGAGUCCGAGGUGGACUUGAAGUCGGACAGCGUGCCCGAAACCGGACCGCCCACCCCCGCCCUCCCCAACGGGACGGCUGUGCCGGAGAGUGUAGACGAUAAGGCCGCGCCUCCGAUUGUUGCGGAGGUGCAGAGCCCAGCCCCGACUGAGAAAGCCCCACAGGAAGCAGAGGCCGAGCAUCCUGUCGAGAGUCCGAAACAGGAAACGGAGAGCAAGACCCCUGCAGAGAGUGUGGAGCAGGAAAUCAAGCCACCCACAGAGAAUGCAGAACAGGAAGUUGAAAGCAAGCCGGCCGCAGAGAAUGCAGAACAGGGAAUUGAAAGCAAGCCUGCUACAGAGAAUGCAGAACAGGAAGUUGAAAGCAAGCCUGCUACAGAGAAUGCAGAACAGCAAGUUGAAAGCAAGCCUGCUACAGAGAAUGCAGAACUGGAAGUGGAAAGCAAGCCUGCUACAGGGAAUGCAGAACAGGAAGUAGAAGGCAAGCCUGCUACAGAGAGUGCAGAACAGGAAGUUGAAGGCAAGACCCAAACAGAGAGUGCAGCACCUGAAACCAAGCCACCCACAGAGAGUUUGGAACCGAAGAUUGAAAGCAAGCCCUCAACAGAAAGUGUGGAACAGGAAGUUGAAAGCAUACCCCCAACAGAGAGUGCAGAACAGGCAGUUGAAUGUAAAGCCCCAACAGAGAGUGCAGAACAGGAAGUUGAAUGUAAAGCCCCAACAGAGAGUGCAGAACAGGAAAUUGAAAGUAAAGCUCCAACAGAGAGUGCAGAACAGGAAGUUGAAAGUAAAGCCCCAACAGAGAGUGCAGAACAGGAAGUUGAAAACACAAUGCCUACAGAGAGUACAGAGCAGACAGUAGACAGCAAUCAGCCUGCAGAUAUUGCUGCACAGGAAGUGGAAAACAAGCAGCCUACAGAGCAUUCCCAGCAGGACACUGAAAGCUCAUCUGCCGUAGAGAGUGCUAUACCGGAAAUAGAUAAAGCUGUGCAGGGAGAGGAGAGCGGGCAGCCCUCAGAAAGCACAGAGAAGGAUGUGGCCAAAACUGCAGCCCCAAAACAGGAAGAGGAAGUGCCAUCGACAGGAACGGCAGAGACCGCCUCCAAAAUGCCCCCGGAGCCUGCCCAGCAGGAUGCCAGUUCCGCCCCCGAUCGGCACGACGACAGCGGCUUCCAGUCUCCCACCAGUGACGUUGCUGAAGAGGAAGACGCUCAGCGAAUGACAGAGGCCCUCGCUGACUCAGGGAAGGGGGGAGUGGCUGUGGAGGCAGUGCAGAGUAAUUUGCAGACUGGAGUGGAGGCUUCGUGAAAGGGUGGUGUAUCACAAUCUAAUCGGGUCUGAGUCACCCUUUAUCCAGCUUGUAACAGGAUAUAAAAUACAUUGUUUCCGUUCAUCUUAUUUAAGUGGUGAAAGCUGAAAAGGUUUUUUUGUAUCUAAUUUUUAUAUAUAAACAGAGGUUGAAUUGGCAGGGUGCCAGGGUCCCUGUCAUUUUUUAGCUUUACUAUCGGUGUACUAUUCUUCUUUUCACCAUUCAUUUUGGGAGCUCAUCAAACUGCUUAUCAAGUUUUUGGGAAUAUUUCCUCAUGUACAGAUUUCAAUUCUCCCCCCAGUUCAUUCCGUUUUUUUUUACCUCUGGGGGAAAAUAUAUGUAAGCUUCAGCAGGGAUCUGCCACAGUUGUAGUUAUGAUAAAUACCAAAAUCACUUUAUGGGUUUAAAAUAUUUGUGUGAUUAUAUGCAUUCCAUUUAAAUUCCUAGCCAGAAUAAACACCUCCGCUAUCUAUGAAUUUGAUUCCUGAUCCUGGAAUGCCCUGAAUUCCUCUGCACUGUCCUUCGUCACUGUAUCCAUAACUAUUUUCUGUGUAAAUAAGGCAACUUGAAUACUACUAGACUUAUGUCUGCUUUGGUCAAAACCAAGUUUUACAAUGCAAUAGGACUUAAUAAAAAGUAGGAGAAUAGCUGGCUACUGAACUAAGUGAAACACUAGACAAAGAUCCUUGUUUUCUCCGGUCAGGAGGUGUGACUUCAACAGUCCUUGUUUGGUUCAAUGGCCAGCAUUGCUUGUAUGAUGUAGGAAAAACACACACUAAGACGCUGCUUGAAUAUAAACUGAAAAGUACAGAGAAAAGUUUCAAAGGUGUGACAUCACUGUUUGCAUUUGUUUGCCUUCGUUUCCAGUCCAAACCUACUGUACUGCAAAUGUGCGUCCUUGAGUCUUGGCACCCUGUCGACUGUGCAAGGGGAAUGUUUUUUACCCAUAAUCCCCUUCAGACCCACCCUUGCCUGAGGGCACACAUUUUUUCUCAAAUUAAAUAUUCUGUUAAAAAGUAAUCGUUCUGCUGAGGGCUUUUCCCGGUUGCCUAUAUAUGCUACUAUGCGUGAGGUGAUUCCAAAGUUUGCUAUGUGAGAUGUCUAUGCUAGAGGUGAUUAAUAUUCUCUGUGAGAUUUAUGUGCUAGAGCUGGUUUCCAGGUUGACUGUGUAAAUACCUGUGCUAGAGGUGUUUCAUGGGUUUGCUCUUUGGUUUUAGAUUUUUUCUGUUUUUUUUGUUAAUGCCUAGUGAUUUAAUUGAACUGUCACUUAAUUGUGGCACAUAUUGACAGUUAUCUGUAGGCUCUUGUACCGUCGACAUUCUCCAGUCAGAAGGAAUGGAAUUCUCUGCACUAUGGUCACAGGUCAUACGGUGAGAUUCACAGAGAAUUGUGAUGGGGAUUGUGACCAGGAAGCAUCUCUCUAUGGCUCCUUUCUUUUGGUUUCUUGCCAUUUCCAUCAUUGUGUUUUAACAGGUUUUCAAAGACACUUUGUGGAUCAUUAACCUUUUCAUAACAGUUUUUCCUGCCUAGUAGCAAUCGUCGGCUGAUAUUAACAUGAUGCAAGUCAUAUCCUCAUCUUUAAGCUGCCUUUUUUGCUGUGACACUUUACAUCUAAUAGCUCAUCAUAAACAAUCAAUUAAUUGGGAAUUCUACAGAACUAUAAUGACUGCUAUGUAGUUGCAUGUUGGCAGCCAAAAUGUGGGAUUUGAUUAUCAGUAGUGAAGCUUCUUCGUUAUGAGGUAGCGGUAGCUCGCUGUUAUGUAUAUGAACUAAUCAAAAGUCUUCUCAAGGAUAUAUGUUGGGCGUGAUAUGUGAUUCUUCAUUCACUAUCGCUCACUCAUGUUAGGUUUGUAGAGGCAGUGUUUUCAAAUAUGUAUUUAAACAGAAGAGAGGAACAUACGGCUGCAGUAAGGGGGAGGAAUAUGUCAGUCUGGGAGAAAUACUGGCUCAGUAUUUUGUACUAUGACAGUGGGGAUUGGUGAGUGAGGAUGGGUGAAUGAGGGUUUGUGGAUCCCAUAGUGGGUGGAACUAUGUGCUAUCGGGAACUUACCUGAAUGAGCCAAUCAAGACAUUGCCCUCCAAUGCACAAUGCACAAUGCUAGUAUUUUCCCAAACCGGUGAACCCAAAAAUGGGCCUAUCAGGCCUUAUCAAAAUAAGGACCAGGAAGGCCCAAAAUGUUAUUUUUUUCCCCCCCAUUUCAUGAACUUAGUUUCUUUCUUCCCGAUUGCCUUCUAAAUAAAAGCACUUUUAUAAUCGAGGUGCCUUAAGAAUGUGUCUAAUGAAAUUUAAAUGACAGAUGUAAAAAAUAAGAAAGACCAUUUUGUAUUUGGUACUACACUGUACGACCAUUGUUGUGGUAACUAAUGGGAAGAUGAUCACCUGUCCUAUCUCCUCAAACUUGUUCAUGUAUUGUGGACCAAAGGAGAAAUCCCACCUGUCCAAAACAUGCCACAAUGAAACGAUGUAAAUGACUUGGUUUCCACAUUUAUUGAUUCUCUUGGCUUCUAUGUAUAGAUAAAUUUGUAUGUGUAAUGGCUUGUUUUGUGAUGGAAAGGUGCUUUUUGUGCCUGUGAGCUUUGUGUUCUUUUUUCUUCCCCCUCCCCUCCAGCGUAUACCUUAUCUAUUAUUUAUUAUGUUGUGCCAUCUGCACCCCCACCCCUCUUUCACCACAACGGGUGUUUUUCCCUUUUAAAUAUGUUUUAUUAAAUGUCAUAUGUACAUGUAAGGAUAAUAAAUUACUAUGGUUUUAAUA
This is a messenger RNA of Conger conger (European conger), 6365 nucleotides long. RefSeq names its product niban apoptosis regulator 2b (gene niban2b). The record is from RefSeq and is a predicted model, not a curated record. The coding region runs from base 357 to 3611 and encodes 1084 amino acids. Lineage: Eukaryota; Metazoa; Chordata; Actinopteri; Anguilliformes; Congridae. The transcript has 14 exons.